This is a messenger RNA of Cetraspora pellucida, 134 nucleotides long. Lineage: Eukaryota; Fungi; Glomeromycota; Glomeromycetes; Diversisporales; Gigasporaceae. The record is from the annotation of a GenBank genome assembly.
CUACAAGGGCAUCUGAUGCAAAGACUGCAUGGCUAGUUGCAUUAUUAAAAGCAAAAACUACAACUGCUUUAAAAAAUCAUUUUUCAAAAAUAAGAAUUGCCUUAUUAUGCAUUUACACUACUAGAUCUUUGGCU